AUGGCAGCCUCGCCCAACUCGGUCGCUGCGACUUCAGACAUCGAGCCACCCAGCUCUCCCGCCGCCCCGGACGGCAAGUCCUUCGUUUCCCGCGCUGGCUCAGAAGAUGAAGAUACCCGAAUGGCCGAGGACAACCCCGACAAGCCACAUCGGAGUAAAAGCAAAGGGUCGCAGAGUAAAGAUGCCAACGGUCAGCAGAAUAUUGGCAAGAUAAGGCACUUGAAAAAGGAAGACGGCGAACCUCUGUGGCGCGAGGACAUCCAGUACGACUUCCUGAGGGCCGUGUUUGACAACGAGCAAAAGGUCUUCACCAACACCUACGACCCGGAUGGCAUAGGUAUGCAGACCUUUGCCGACCUCUACAUCGACACCAUGUCGCGAAGUAGCAAGACCAGCAAGGUGCUUCGAGACAAACUAUUGAGCGAUAGAGAGGCCGCCAAGGGUAUGGCCAUGGUAUGCCUUUUGGUCAACGUUGGCAGGAUGAAUACCACCCUCAACUUCUUCCCCGAGAUGCGUGCACAGCUUCGAACUUAUCAUGCCAUUCCAUCCUUGCAGGCACACCAAGACCCCCAUGCCUACAAGCAGCUGCAGGACGCGCCUCGACUUAAGUCCAUCUUGAAAGGCGGUGCGGAGGACCGGGAAGAGCCCAACUCAUUGGACAAGAUCAAGAAGAUGGACAACCCCCCUCGGACGAACCCAGUGAACCUAAUAUUUGUCAUGUGCAGCGGCGCGCAAAAGAUUGCCGAACUGCAUUUUCCCCUCAACCACGAGUUCCACGACCUCAUAAUGAAGACGAACUACUCGAGCGAGUCCCGGGCGAAGGCCUUCUUGUGGCUCAUGUGGUUUUACCUGGAAUCCGACUUCACCGAGGAAGGCUGCGAUGAGAAUCCGUUUGGUCCUGGCGUGGAUUACGGCCUGGACGUCGCCAAUCAGGGCGUUCCCGAGCUGGAGCUGCUGACGGACGAGCAAAAGAUAGCCGAGAACGUCGACACGCCAGAGGAAACAGAGUUUGGUCGCGAGAAGCAAAAGACGCGCGCAAAGAUCCUAGAGAUGGACCAGGCCUACCUCAACGAGCGAGAGUCGAAGCGGGGGAAGCUGCGCGCACCGCUCAGCGAAGACGGUCCAGCCAUUCUGCCGCGUAUCAGGCCCUCAAAACACGAAUCGGACAUGGAUAGUACGAGAUCUACGCCGCCUCCCAAGGCGCUAGCCCGAAGUGGCGCUUCUGGCCGUCGCGGUUUGCCACUUAAGUACCAAAUCUUUGAGGGCUCUUCGCCAGCGCGUCACGGGUCCGAGGGCGUCGUUUCAAGGAAACCCCGUCCUCCCACUGCGCACCAGCUUGCCGUCGAGCGGAACCGCAACGAGCGAGUCGAGUAUAUCCUCGACCGCGGCCUACGCAAACGUCACCACAAAAGCCGCAAGCUCCGGCGGCAAGACGGCGCCAUCUUCCGGGCCUAUCGAAGAUUGCAGGCUCAGGAGGACGGGUUUGAAGACAGCGAUGGCGACGAAGACACACCGCGCAACCUGCCCCCCAACAGCGACAAGGGGUCUGGGCCGUUUCGGGAGAAGGGGCUCGGCGGUCUGUGCCUCAUGACCACUGAGGACGACGAUUUUGGCGAAGAGGUCAGCUCGUACGCCGCGGCCCUGCGGCGCUCAACUAGGAGGCUGGCACGCUGGAAGGGACACGAGACCGAGCUGGGAGUCAUUGCACCGAUUAAGAAGCCGAGGCCGAAUGGCGAGACAGCCGAGAACGGCGAUGACGGGGACGCAGAGGGAGGCGAACAUGCCUACGCCGACGCCGAGGCGAGCAAGGCCAACGGAGAUGCAAGUGGCGACAUCACAAUGGGUGACGUUACGAUGGGCGAUGUCACAAUGGACGACGUGGAAGCAGAUGCAGAGGACGCAGACCAGAUAGCCGUGGCGGAUGAAGAGGGACGGGCCGACGAUGACGCCGAUGAUGGCGACAAGACCGAGGUCAUGGGAGAAUCGGACGUGGAUUAG
This is a messenger RNA of Hirsutella rhossiliensis, 1998 nucleotides long. Its product is annotated as ino eighty subunit 1. The transcript has 2 exons. The record is from RefSeq and is a predicted model, not a curated record. NCBI's taxonomy places the organism in Eukaryota, Fungi, Ascomycota, Sordariomycetes, Hypocreales, Ophiocordycipitaceae. Bases 1 to 1998 code for a protein of 665 amino acids. Gene Ontology annotation, cellular component: Ino80 complex.